GCACGCCGGGACGUUUCGAAGGCGGGAGGCGGUGGGCGCCCCGCGGCACCGGGAGCGGGAGGCGGCAGGAUGGUGAAGCUGACGGCGGAGCUGAUCGAGCAGGCGGCGCAGUACACCAACGCCGUGCGGGACCGCGAGCUGGACCUCCGCGGCUAUAAAAUUCCCGUCAUUGAAAAUCUAGGCGCUACCUUAGACCAGUUUGAUGCCAUUGACUUUUCUGACAAUGAAAUAAGGAAGUUGGAUGGUUUUCCUUUGUUGAGAAGACUGAAAACAUUGCUAGUGAACAACAAUAGAAUAUGCCGUAUAGGUGAGGGACUUGAUCAGGCUCUGCCCUGUCUGACAGAACUCAUUCUCACCAACAAUAGUCUUGUGGAGCUGGGUGAUCUGGACCCUUUGGCAUCUCUCAAAUCACUGACUUAUCUGAGUAUUCUGAGAAAUCCUGUAACAAAUAAGAAGCAUUACAGAUUGUAUGUAAUUUAUAAAGUGCCACAAGUCAGAGUGCUGGAUUUCCAGAAGGUGAAACUAAAAGAGCGUCAGGAAGCAGAGAAAAUGUUCAAGGGCAAACGGGGUGCACAACUUGCAAAGGAUAUUGCCAGGAGAAGCAAAACUUUCAAUCCAGGAGCUGGUUUGCCAACUGACAAAAAGAAAGGUGGACCGUCUCCAGGGGAUGUAGAAGCAAUUAAGAAUGCUAUAGCAAACGCAUCAACUCUGGCCGAAGUGGAGCGGCUGAAGGGCUUACUGCAGUCUGGUCAGAUACCUGGCAGAGAACGCAGAUCAGGCCCCACUGAUGACGGUGAAGAGGAGAUGGAAGAAGACACAGUGACAAAUGGGUCCUGAGCUGUUGACCUGAGUGCCUGCAGGAUGUGUCGUGUGCCACGAUCUGGAAUAAGACCUGCUCUUGGAACGUGGAAUAAUAGUCUUUUUGUGUCUGUAAGGUGGAGUUGAUAAGCAUUUGGAAAUGCUUAAAACUGCUGCUGGUGAUUUUGUAAUGUAAAUUUUGAAAUCUAAAUGCCAGUUUUUUAUAAAUAGUGAAAAUAAAGGACAUUCACUGUGCCCCCCCAGCAGUGCACUUCAUCAGUCUGCCUGUUCUGCUUCCC
This is a messenger RNA of Condylura cristata (star-nosed mole), 1097 nucleotides long. It is a transcript of the gene SNRPA1, whose product is annotated as small nuclear ribonucleoprotein polypeptide A'. The transcript has 9 exons. Gene Ontology annotation, biological process: mRNA splicing, via spliceosome. The record is from RefSeq and is a predicted model, not a curated record. NCBI's taxonomy places the organism in Eukaryota, Metazoa, Chordata, Mammalia, Eulipotyphla, Talpidae. Gene Ontology annotation, cellular component: U2 snRNP. Gene Ontology annotation, molecular function: protein binding; U2 snRNA binding. The coding region runs from base 70 to 837 and encodes 255 amino acids.